This is a messenger RNA of Lodderomyces orthopsilosis Co 90-125, 1725 nucleotides long. RefSeq names its product Sld1p (gene SLD1). The record is from RefSeq and is a predicted model, not a curated record. Gene Ontology annotation, cellular component: membrane. Lineage: Eukaryota; Fungi; Ascomycota; Pichiomycetes; Serinales; Debaryomycetaceae. Gene Ontology annotation, biological process: lipid metabolic process. Bases 1 to 1725 code for a protein of 574 amino acids. The transcript has a single exon. Gene Ontology annotation, molecular function: oxidoreductase activity, acting on paired donors, with oxidation of a pair of donors resulting in the reduction of molecular oxygen to two molecules of water.
AUGGGAUCACAAAGGACGCCCAAGAUACUAUCACGGAACGAUGUGAUUGACCUCCUAGCUGAGGAGAAGGUCAUAGUGAUUUACGACAGACUGGUAUUAAAUUUAACAUCGUGGAUAUCGAGACAUCCAGGUGGGGACAAAGCCGUUUAUCAUAUGGUGGGAAGAGAUGCCACUGAUGAGAUGAAUGCCUAUCAUGAUCCAAAGACGUUGAAAAUGUUCAAGAAUUUCAAAAUUGGUGAAAUUGAUCAUGUUUGGGAGAAUCUCUUACCACCUAUUCAAGGGGCUGUGUAUGAAAAAGGACGUUAUGUUGAGAUCAAGACUGGUGAUUUGGAUUCUAAAUUGGAUGGUAAUUUGUCAGAAAGCGGUUCCGAUUUGGAUUUACAAUCGUUACCUAGCUCGAUUUCUGAUAAACUGGAUGAUAUUCCGGUAAAGGAGAACGUAACACAACAGACUGAGUCUGAUCCCAAGAUUGUUAAACCAGUGGUGCCACAAAAUGUAUUGGUUACUGAAUCAAAUAAAGACGUCUUGUUUCCAGUUCAACAUUCCCCCAUUGUUGAUCCAAAGCUUCUUAUGGAAAAUUAUGAUAAUCAAUUGUCUCAGCAAGAUAUAUUGUCUGUUCCUUCAUUAGAUUACAAAACACAAAGGUAUCUAAGAGAUGAGUAUAAUAAACUACAUGAAUUUCUCAUUAGUCAUAACUUUUACCAAUGUGAUUACUGGGCGUAUGUGAGAGAAGUUAUCAAAAUUGGAUCACUUUUCUUGUACUCGUUAUCAUUUUUCAAAUUGAACUGGCUCAUUACCAGUGCUUUAUUUAUGGGUAUGGCGUGGCAUCAAGGUACAUUCAUUGCUCAUGAUGCUGGACAUGUUUCCAUCACUCACAAUUACCAAUUUGAUAAUCUUUUUGGAAUGAUUAUUGCUGAUUGGUUCGGUGGAUUGAGUUUGGGCUGGUGGAAGAGAAACCAUAAUGUUCAUCAUUUAAUCACCAAUGAUCCAGUUCAUGAUCCUGACAUUCAACAUUUACCAUUUUUCGCUGUCAGUGUGAGAUUAUUCGAUAAUGUUUAUUCAACAUAUUAUGAAAAGAUUUUGUAUUUUGAUGCAUUUGCCAAAGCAUUGGUUCCAUUGCAACAAUAUCUUUAUUAUCCCAUAUUGUGUUUUGGAAGAUUUAAUCUUUACAGAUUAUCAUGGACACACCUUUUAUUAGGACAAGGUCCAAGAAGAGGUAAAGCAGCUUGGUUUAGAUACUUUGAACUUGUGGGGUUGAGUUUUUUCUUUUAUUGGUUCUUUUACGUGUUGGUUUACAAGUCAAUUGAUGGCGGAUGGAAUAGAUUCAACUAUGUAAUGGUGAGUCAUGUUGCUACAAUGUUGGUUCAUGUACAGAUCACCUUGUCCCACUUUGCAAUGUCAACAUCAGACUUAGGGGUCAGUGAAUCAUUUCCAUCAAGACAGCUUAGAACCACAAUGGAUGUUGAUUGCCCUGAAUGGUUGGAUUUCUUACAUGGAGGUUUACAAUUCCAAGCUAUCCAUCAUUUGUUCCCCCGUUUACCUCGUCAUAAUUUUAGACGAGUACAGCCCCAUGUUAUUGAUUUUUGUAAAAAAGUUGGACUUCCUUAUUCGAUUUAUGGGUUUGGUGAAGGUAAUGGUGUUGUUAUUAGCAAAUUGGCUGAUAUCGGAAAACAAUGUACAAUCCUAUUAGAUGCAACAAAGAAAUAUGAUGGUGAUUUGUACUAA